This is a messenger RNA of Adineta steineri, 4410 nucleotides long. NCBI's taxonomy places the organism in Eukaryota, Metazoa, Rotifera, Eurotatoria, Adinetida, Adinetidae. The record is from the annotation of a GenBank genome assembly.
AUGAAAAAAACAAAGAAAAUCUUUAUUUGUCGAUCAAAUGAUUAUUUAGGUGGUGGUUUUGGUUUUACACUUCGUCAUUUUAUUAUCUAUCCACAAUCAAUUCCUCUUAAUAAUAUUCUUCAAGCUUCAUAUAGUGUUGUAAUCGAUGAACAUCAGCAAAAGCAAUUAGAAGGAGGAACAACAUCGACAAUAAUUCCUUCCUCAUCAACCACUCUUAUACAUCAUCAAGGAGAACAACAACAAGGAUUAUCGUCAUCAAAUUCCAUGAAAAUUAUCAGCACUGAUAACAUCGAAGAUGAUGGAAUUUAUCCGAAUGAAAAUUUUCAAUCAAUGGAUACAAUAUUUGUUAAAGAAGUUCGUCAUGAUAGUCCAGCUUAUAAAGCUGGUUUAAGACAAGGUGAUCGAAUAUUAACUGUUAAUGAUCAAUUAAUACAAGGAAAAACUUAUGCACAAGUGAUUUCUCUUAUUCAAAAUACUCCUCACGAUCUUAUACUUAAUGUUCUACCAAAAGAAGAUGAUGUUAUUUCUUUAAAUACACAUCAAUCACCUUUAUCUAUCAGUCGUCCUUCACCAAUAAACAUGUCAAAUAAUACAAUUGAACAAAAAUUACGUAAUUUACAAAUAAAUUUAGCUCAAGGUCGAACACAAGAAGAACUUGCUCAAGCUGGAAUUUAUUUUCCAUCAUCAAGCGCACCUACUUCACAAAAUAUUUUUUCAAAUUAUAUUGAAUCUGUACAUAAAGCUUUAGAUUCAUCAUCAUCUAAACAACCAACAAAAGAUAAUUCAACAUCUUAUUAUCAAUCUCCAUAUCAUAAUGAUUAUAUACCUUAUGAUUAUAAACAACAACAACAAACAUCAUUUAUUCCAUUGGGUAAUUCAUCAUUUAAUCUUCCAUCUGAAGAUCAAAAUCAAUGGACAUCACCAUCAUCAUCACGUGAUGAAAUAAAAUCACCAUCAACAGAUUCAAUAACAAAUGAUAAAGAACAGAAAACUGAAUUUGUUAAUUUUCGUAAGAAACAAUUUGAAACAGGACAUGUAGAAAAUAUUGUUCAUGAUAAACAACGUGAUUCGAAAGCAAAAAAAUAUUCUGAAAAGAAAAAAUAUGAACAUGAAUGGAAUCGUUUAACAACAACAGGUGAUGUUGAAUCUGUUAUGGCACGUGCAUCACAUUUUGAAGAUAUUGAUCCAGAUAAAUUUACAAGAUUUAAAUCUAAACCUUCAAAUACACCACCACCAUCAGAACAAGAAAAUAUUGUCUAUCAAGAUGAUGAAAUGCAAAAUACAAAUUCUGAUCAAAUCAGUUUUUAUGAAUCACAAUUUAAAAUGGUUAAACCAAUAGCAACAUCAUUUAAUUCAACUUCUUCAUUUCAAAUUCCACGAGCUAAUGAAAUAAAUAAUAUUGAAUAUAAUUAUGAGCCUCGAUAUAUGAUUGAACCAAUACGAACCAAUUCAUCUCAAAGAACAUCAUCUCAAUAUUCACCAUUACUAACAAAUGAAAGUCAACGAUAUACAUUGAAUAAUUAUUCAAGUAUUUCUCCAUCACGAACUUCAGGUGUUAAUUUAAUUCGUCAAGAUUCUUAUAUAACAGCUGUUCGAUCAGCUCAUCAAAAUGAACCAACAGAUUUUGUUAAUGUGCAUGUUUGUGGUCAGUUUGCUUUGUCUUUUAACCCUGAAACACCUAUUCUCCGACGGAAAGUAUCUCAAUAUGGUGUAGCACCAAGAACAUCUGAACAAGAAUUAAAACAACGUCGAACAUCAUAUUUAAUGGCUACUGAUCAACAGAUGAUGAAUCGAAGAGGUUAUAUCCCUUCAGAUUUUAUACGAACAAAUAAAAAUGAUAAUUAUAUAUAUGAUGAUAUUCAACAUGUACAACAGCCGAAGAUAAGAAAUUCAUCGCAGUAUCAAACACAAGCAAUUAAAAAAUUAAAGAAUUUUUUUGGUGAAGGAACGCCAGAAGUAACUCAUGCACUUGAUCAUCGCUCAUCAUUAUCACCUCUAUCAUCAUCGGGUAAUCAAUCAAAAUCUGGUUCAUAUUUUGAUAGUUCAACGACAAAUCCACAAGAAUCAAUAUCAUUAACAACAAUGUCUGAUAAUAUUGAACCAUCAAAAGAAGGAAUACUCUAUUGUAAAACUGUUUUAAAAGAAGGUCGUCGUGCUGCUGAUCGUUCAUGGCGUGGAGCAUGGGCUGUUCUAAGACGUGGUGCUUUAUUUCUUGGUAAAGAAAAAAAACAUGGAUUAUUAAUUCCACUUUCAUGUGAUUCAUUUCCAAUAAAUCUUCAAAAUGCCGAUGUGGAAUUAGCAAGUGAUUAUAUAAAAAAACCACGAGUUUUUAAACUAACAACAUCAAAUCAAAGUGAAUUUUUAUUUCAAACACCAGAUUUACAAUCGUUAUCAGAAUGGUUAGAUGUUAUUAAUGAACAUUGUAUAUCAGAACAAGAUAAUCAAGAACCAAUAACAACUAAGAAUGAUAAAUCUCCAAGAAAAAGUACUUCAUCAUUACCACCAAUUGUACCUACUCUUCAUGCUACGAGUCAACCAGAUUUAAUAUCACAGAGUGAGAAUCAAUCAAAAUCAAGUCCAUCUAAUGGAAGAAAAUCCAAAAUAUCUCUUCGAAGUCCUUCAUUAAAACGUUCACCUAGUCUUCGUUUUCGUAAAUCACAAAAAUCUGUAACUCAACCAAUUCCAACAAUUUCAUCAUUAAACGGAUUGAAUUCUCCAUCAACUGUUUCUCCUCGUCGUUCAUUUGUUAAAUCAAUUGUAAAAAAAGGUCUUCGAACAUUAAAAUCAUCAUCAUCAUUAUUAACAAGUCAAAUGAGUGGACAAAUUUAUGAUGAAAGUAGUGGAGAAUCAAUAUCAUCUACAACAGGUGCUAGUACACUUUCACAAGGUACUAAUUUUGGUAUUGAAUUAGAAGAAUGUGAAUCAUCAUCAAUAUCACGUUAUAUACCAAUUGUUGUGGAAAUUUUAACACGUCUAGUUGAAUUACGUGGAAUAAAUUGCCAAGGAAUUUAUCGACAUGCCGGAGGUUUAACGGCUGUUAAUUGGCUUGUAACAGAAUUUGAUAAAGGUGCAGAACGAAUUGAUUUUAAUUCAGAAAAAUGGUAUGAUGUUAAAGCAAUUGCUUCAACAUUAAAAACAUUUUUUGCUAAAUUACCCGAUUCACUUCUAUCAUCAAAAAUAAGUAGUUUAUCUGUUGAAGCAAGUCGAAUGGAGAAUCAUUAUGAACGUUUAAUGGGAUUAAAACGAUUUGUUAUUCAAUUAGAUGAUUAUAGAUUUGAAACAUUAAAAUAUUUAUGUGCACAUUUUAGAAGAGUUGCUUCCCAAUGUAAUAUUAAUAAGAUUGAUGCAAGAAAUUUAGCCAUUAUAUUUGGACCAACAUUAAUUUGGGAUUCAAAAGCAUCAUUACAAUCAAAUCUUGUAGAUAAUCCCGAGAAAAUUCGAAUUAUUGAAUCAUUUAUUUUAUAUUAUGAAUGGUUUUUUGAUCAAAAUGGAUAUGAUGAAAUUCCAGUUGAAAUCAAUCCACAAAUGCCAAAAUUACCAGCAGUAUUAAAUAUUGGUAAUACUGAUCCUGAAUCAUCAUUGACUAAUGAGACGAAACCAUCUGAAAUAAUUCAACAAAUUAUUCGUGCAGCUAAAAGACGUUGGUCAUCACCAUUAUUACUUGAUUCUUUAUCAUCAUUAAGUACAACAACAACAACAACAACAGAUCAACAAACAUCAAAACCAAUAAAUAUUUCAGUUAAAAGAAAUCGUCGACGAAAUAAUAAAAAGGAAGAAAAAUUUUCUUCUUUAUCAUCUCGAUCUCGUUCUGUUGAUUCAUCAUUAAAAGCAAAUCCAAUUGUCUCAUCAUCAACAGAUUCAGCUGUUUAUUCUAUGUCAGAUAUAAGUUCAUCAAUAAGUACAACAACAACUACAAAAAAACCAUCGCAAUCAUUACGAGAUAUUUCACAUAUAUUUCAUUAUUUUACAUUAUCAAAUGAUAAAUAUAAAUCAAAAACUUUAACAAAUAUUCGAAGAAAAAAAUUACGAAAAAAAAUAACUAAUGAAACAUUUAUUUCACCUCCAACUAAAGAUGAUGAGAUUUAUGAAAGAAUAAGUAAUUCAAGUAUUUGUUUUAUUGAUCAAUCACCAGUUCAUGAAAUAGAUUUUGUUCAACAAACUUCAUUAUUAAAAUCGAAAUUAAUUCAACAUGAAAAUAUUCUUCAUACAUUAAAACAACAAAUCAAUGAAGUUGAUCAACAAAUUUUAAUAAUUAAAGAAGAUUCAGUACAAAAUAAUUUCCUUUCUUCUUCUGAUCGACAGUUAAUUAAACGUCGUCAUACAUUUAAUUCACUGUUUGAUUUAAAUUGUUUAUUUAUAGAAAAAGAUAAAUAUUCAUCUUCUUCUUUAUAUGCCUUACAACUUUUGUGA